GAGGUGGUGGUGGUGGAUGUGGUGGUGGUGCGGUGCCGAGGUGCGCCUGUUCGGCGAAUGUUUCUCUCGGGCGGUCGUUGCUAUGUAGUACCGGCGUAAAUGAAGCGGCGGCGUAUAGCGCGCUCGCGUGCUAAGGGGGUACCGCCUGCGGGGGCGAUGAGAAUGGCGCGCAAAUGUUGCGUGCCCAACUGCGAGAUCGACGUUCAGGAGGCACGUACCAAGGGUUUGCCGCUUCAUAAAUUUCCGAAGGACACUGUACUUAGAGGCAGGUGGUUGACGAGCGGUGGUUUCGAGACGAGCUUCAAGCCGACGCCCGGUCAAGUCGUCUGCCACAGACAUUUUAAACGUGCCGACUACGAAGCCGCCAACAAAACUAACAAGCUAGCGUUGAAGAAAGGCAGCGUUCCCUCGGUCUUUGCGGACUAUGACAACCAUCCAGAUCCAGUAAUCAUGUCAGUAAAGACCUCUACUUCUUACGCGCAAGAAGAUCUGGAUUUAAUUAAUGCGGAAAUUCUAAACAUGAGACAUUCUCCUUUGAUAUCCGAAGAUAGAACUCCCAAGUCGGACAGUUGCGGCGAAACCUGUUAUUCCAGACCAGAAUCAUCCGCCGAUUCAGUUAAUUUAUUAGAGACGUCCGAUUUAAUGGAGCAGAGGUGCAAGCUAUCUACGGGAAAGGAUUCGAGUAUUAUGAAAGAAGAAACUCUCGACGACACGGAAAUAAAAGUAAAUAGUAUGGCGAUUCAAUUGGGUAUAGUCGAACCUGAAAUAGCGAUGCAACACGUUUCCAAAGAUUUAAUCCUCAAAACUGAAUUAAAUGGUUUUAAGGAAGUAAAUGAGAAAGAAUUCGACAAAGUAAACGAUUUGAAAACCAAAAUGUUAAAUCGUGACAGUUUGAAAUUCUUCCCUGGUGCCAAAUUGGAAGCAAAGGACUUCAAUGAAAAGUGGUAUUCUGCUAAAGUAGUGGAAACAGAUUGGGUAGAGAGAGAAGUAUUGAUACAUUUUGAUAAGUGGAGUGCAAGAUUUGACGAGUGGAUACCAAUGGAUAGUUCCAGAUUACGAGUAUUACAAACAGAAACAAACGAGCAAACUUGGGUGCUGCCAUCUCCGGAGGCGAACAUGAGAGAGUUCUCGGUGGGAGAAAGGAUCCUAGCUACGUGGGCGGAUGGCAGAAAAUAUCCCGCUAAAGUAAACGCCGUCUUAGGGAAUGACAGGUAUGAUGUGCUCUUUGAUGAUGGAUAUGCAAAGAUUGUCAGGUCCUCGAAGAUGACUAAAAUUGCCACUCCGCCCGAAACGCAACCAGUUCAAGAAGACGGAUAUAUAGGAAGUAAACAAGAGAGAAGGGACAAAAAAAGAAAGCAUACCGUUAUGGAGCUUUUCCAUACUCAUUCUAGGAAACGUUCCAAAAAUGAAGGUGAUAAAAUAGUAAAGAAAGAAGAAUCCAUUGUUCGAAACAAUGUAGAAAGUUUCCCGGAACCUAAGAUUGAUUUGGAUGGCACUUUAUUUGGGCCUUGCUAUGAUCCUGGUACUGAUUUGUUAAAAGGAUUCAAUACAAACGUGCCUAAAACCAAACCGUUACCGAAGAAAGCCAAAAAAGAAAUGCAUAAAUCUGAUACAGAGCAAGAAGAAUAUGUCGGUCCAGCAUGGAUUGAUGGUGAACCGCAAGGAAUUGAAUCUUACAUUGUAGAUGGAAACGAUGGGCCACGUCGUUCUAUUAUUGUACCUGAUAAAAGAUUACCUCCAGGCUGGCAGAAGCACUUCACUCAAAGAAAAGCUGGAACGUCCGCGGGAAAAUGGGAUGUUUUAUUUAUACACAAAUCUAGCGGAAAGAAAUUUAGGUCAAGGAACGAUAUCAGGGCGUUUAUGGAAAGCCAAGGCCAGUUCGACUUUGAUCCAGAGAAAUUCGAUUUCUGUAUACACCGUAAAAAAAAGAAUCAUGGGCAAAAGUUAAAACAAGAUGUUCCUACACCAGAAAUACCAAAGAAGAUAAAAACGUUGUUGCCUAAAGUAAAAACACCAACUUCUAAUGAAAAUACAUUACUUAUGUCAGUUAACACGCCAGUUAAUACACCAGUUACAUCCGCAGGAACUACUGGAACUCCUGUUAAUAACGGCGGAAAGAUUUUUUCAGCUGUUUUCAUCGGCGGGCUUCGAGUGGAGAUGGAAGAUAGUGCUUACAAAUGUCCUAAACAAGGAUGUAAUAAAACUUUUCGAAAAGAAAAUCUUUUGCAAAUGCACAUAAAGCAUUAUCAUCCUGAAUAUUCGAAAUUUUUGGGAUCCACACCAAAUGUUGCAGAUUUGGCAUAUGCAAGAACGAUCGGGGAGUCUAUUGACGACAUUAUUCCAAAGAAAUCGACUCCUUUAAUGGAAAAGAUUCAUAAAUUUGGGAAGAAGAAGACUCCUCAAGAAAAAUCACCAGUACCCACGUCGCAGUCAGGAUUAAAUUUUGUACAGCCUUCUUCUCCAUCCGUAUCGUUAACAACGUUCGAUGAACGAGAAGACGAAAUUGACCAAUUAGAAAAAGUAAAUGAGCUUCAUAAAGAAGAUAUUAAAAUAGAAACCAUGUCACCUAUGUCAAGUCACAGUAUGGAAGUAGACGAGGAGGUUGAAAAAAGAAAAGAAAAUUCAUGUGCGAUGUCACCGGGAACAUUGUUCGAUAUGAAAAUAAGAGAAGAAAAAACGGAGAAAGUUGGUAUUAAAACGUUAUUGCCUGUCCGGCCACCCGUAACACCGGAAGUACAAAGGGUGGACAGAUCGAAGUCUUUAGAUGAUUCGAUGCAUAUUGAAAGAGGUAAAGGACAGAGAAAACGUCAGUUGUCGGAAUAUAGUUCUGAUGCACCGUCUAAAGGGAAAAGGCGGCAUGGUAUGCAAGACAUUGUAGACGAUUACGGAGAUUUAGAUGACAGUGCUGUAGAUGCGGAAGGUCCUACUGCUCUUAUGUAUAGAUACAGUCGUAGGAAAUCCGACUCUAAAAGCGAUGAAAAUAGUCAAAAUAGUCAACUUAAUGAUUCUCGCCUUGAAAAAGGCGACCCCUUUAAAGGGGAUUCUGCAAAAAGAGAUAAUAGUAAUGAUGCAGAAGAAAGCGAGGGAGUUAUGAUGAUGAUUAACGGAGAAAUGGUAAAAGUAGAGCAGCUUCGACGAGAAGAAAUAAUUAACUGCACCUGUGGGUUUAUGGAAGAAGAUGGUUUAAUGAUACAAUGUGACCUUUGUUUGUGUUGGCAACAUGGUCACUGUAAUGCCAUUGAAAAAGAAAAAGAUGUUCCAGAAAAGUAUGUUUGUUAUAUAUGCCGACAUCCGUAUCGUGAACGGCCUUCGAAAAAAUAUUACCACGAUCAAGAUUGGAUAAAGGAAGGCAAAUUGCCAAGCUUAUCUACUCGAACGAAGAAUCAAAAUGCAAUUAACAAAAGAACUGCAAUAUUAAAGCGUUCGUACGAUUUAGUUGCAGCCUUAUUGCAAAUGCAACAGAUUCUCCAUAGUUUGAGGGUGAAAAUUAACGUAGCUCAGAAAAAAGAUCAUCCGAAACUAUAUCUUUGGGCUAAAAAUUGGGAAAAGUUGAAUGUGCCCAAGCCUGAUACGGAACCUGUCCCGGUAAUGGAAGUAAUGAAAACGCCUAUAGAUUCUACCGAUACAAGCUCCGAGACCUCCAGACGUACCGAUAUAAAAAUAGAAACGAAAGCAUCGGUGAAAGAUGAUCACGAUGAUAAAUCGAUAGCCUCUGAUUCGGAAUUAAUGAAAAUUUUAGAAGAAGAUAGCUCGAAUUCGGACGAAUCGAAAGUUAUGUGUAAAAAAGAAGAUUCGAUAAAUUCAAACGGCGGGCAUAUAUUAUUAGACGCGUUAACAAGAAAUGGAAGUCCGGACGAAAAACAAAAAUUAAACCUUGAAAAUGCGAUAGAAAAUAUAAAUACGAAUGGUUCGGAAGAUAACAAAUCGAUAUCUGGAUUGUUUGUGGACAAUCUACAUGGCGAAACUAAUGUACCUGAAAUUGGACAGGAAUUGUCAACUCCGUUGCAACCAUUUAUACCAGAACCAGAAGCACCGAUUGAUUCGGCCGAAUGUCGGAUGAGAUUACUGGAACAUAUUGAACAUUUCCAGAGUCACAUAGAGGCGAGACUAAUAUCUAUAGAAGCUCAAGUUUGCGCUUUGGAAGCUAUGGAUCCUGAUGAGAUAAUACCUAGUCCGGAUGUGCAACCUCGUACGAAGCAAACGGUACAAAUGUUGCUUAGAGAUUUGAACACAGUUCGUAAAUUGGCUGCUUUAUGUUAAAGCAUUCGUUUGUACAAAUAUAAUGUCAUAAGGAUUACUUCUUCGUUAAAAACGUAAUUGCACAAUAAAGUUGCUUUGACCAAUGUAACAUGUACAUAUACAUAUAUAUAAUGUGUGUAUAUGUAUGUGUAUAUACAUACAUACAUACAUACAUACAUACAUACAUAUAUGUAUAUGUAUGUAUGUAUGGAUGUAUGUAUGUAUGUCAUAUAACGUUGCCGAGUAUCGGAAUCGAACAAAUGUGAUGUGAAAUACGUUAAGUUAAAAUUUCGUAAAUUCGUACGUAAUACAUCAAUGCCGUUUUAUGUAUUUGCAUAUUCAAUAGCAAACUAAGUAAAUUGUUGUGAUCAUAGAUCAAUAUAAAAGAAUUAAAUUUCUAAUAUAAUUUUAAUAUAAGAAUAUAAAUGAUAAUAUAAUUAUGUUUAACGAUGUUAAUUUCUACGGAAUUAGUCGCGUAUUUCUCACGACGAUUAUUGUAUCAUUCCGAUCGUAUCAUUAUCGAAUCAGAAAAAAAUUGCUGGAUAUUUUUUCAAGGUAAAUAUCAAAAUAUUUACAAGUAAAGUUAACCGAAACCGAUGUGAUCUUAACGCAUGGACAACAGAUAGAGAAUAAUUAAGUAAAAUAUUAUACGAUUGUUACAUAAGUAGAAUCAAGAAAUAUUUUCAUUGUUGUACUAUUGUUUAGAUCGUCAUAUUAAACUAACACAUUUUUAUUUGUUAGUAAAUAUACGUUCCGCAAGCUCAUAA
Vespula pensylvanica (western yellowjacket) is the source of this 5006-nucleotide messenger RNA. RefSeq names its product PHD finger protein 20 (gene MBD-R2). Gene Ontology annotation, molecular function: DNA binding. The transcript has 18 exons. NCBI's taxonomy places the organism in Eukaryota, Metazoa, Arthropoda, Insecta, Hymenoptera, Vespidae. Bases 100 to 4260 code for a protein of 1386 amino acids. Gene Ontology annotation, cellular component: NSL complex. The record is from RefSeq and is a predicted model, not a curated record. Gene Ontology annotation, biological process: regulation of transcription by RNA polymerase II.